UCUUCUAAAAUAUCCAGUUAUGUUCUCAUGGUUCAUUGAACAGUCCUAUAAAGUUGUACAGUGAAAGUUGUCGAGCCAACUCAGACAUUUCCUGCUGCUUCAACUGGCUCUGUGGAAUCUUUGGCAUCCAAGAAAAUAAUCUUUAUCUACAUAUACAAUAUAAGCCUGGACAAUAUUCAAUGGACCCCAUUAAAAAGCAUCAAAAUGAAAUUCUAGCACUUGUCCUAGUACUGAACUUCAGAUUCCUGCACUGUCAAGACAUUGAUGUACUCCAUGAACCACUGAAUCUGAAACUUUACAAUGUGUCAUCACAACAACGUUUAAUUGUGAAGUGGAAUGUCAACAAUACUCUGCAUGCGUCGGAUUCAGACAUUGUGUUUCACAUCCAAGUGAGCCGAGCUAACGAAACAAAUAUUAUAUGCAACCACAAUUAUAGUACACAUAUUUCUACCACCAAACAAACCUUCCAAUGGACCUGGGAUUCUGAGUUGCCUUUGGAAUGCGAAUCUCAUUCUGUCCGCAUAAGAUGGGCCUUAGUUAGACAAGAGGGAUGGAGUGCGUGGAGUGCGUGGCAGACACACCAUGGAGAGAAUAAUUACAGAUCCAAGCCCAUCAUUUACCCACAUGAGAAAAUUGUUCAUGAAGGAUCCAGUGUGAGCUUUUGUUGCAUCCCAGUCAAAAAUCAGUAUGUCAGAAAAAUUCAGUUUAAAUCUACCUCUUACAAUAUGGCAAAUGGCAGCCCCGGGACAGCUGUGAUCACGGUGAAAAAUGUGUCAAUAUCUGCAUCUGACGGAACCAAUUUUAUCUGCUUUUGUAACGGGUCUUACAACGGAACCGUUCUCUUUGUUAGUAAACCACCAGAUCAGCCAAGCAAUAUUUCCUGUGAGACACAAGAUUUGAAAACAUUAAAGUGCACCUGGUACCCGGGAGCACUAUACAACUUUGAUAAUAAGAACGGUGAUGGGAAAAUGUCUCCAAAAUAUACCCUGCAUGAAUGGAUUUCCCAGAAAACAAGUGUUUGCUCCGCUAGAGACAGCUGCAGUUGGACCAUUGAGAAGAACAGGGCAAUAUAUAAUUUUACCUUGACUGCUGAAAAUCAGUUAGGAAAAAGAAGUGUCAAUACUCUUGUAAAUGUGACAGAGAGCGUUCGUCCUUUCACUCCAGAACGACUAUCGGUAAUUAAUAUAACUGCCAGAAGUGCCACACUACGAUGGUCUUUAAAGGUCAGCUAUAAAGAUCAUCCAGUACUGUGUCAAAUUGGACUCCAGAAGAGCACUGGAGAUGAAGAACUGAUAAAUAAGACCAUACAUGGAACUUCAACAUCUGAAUGCAUUUCCAGGCUUGGCAAGGGAACACUACACCCAUAUACCACUUACACAGUGAAAGUACGCUGUGCAGUUAUUUCUUCUUUACCAAAAUGGAGCAAAUGGUGCAAGAGUAUUACAAUCAGGACACUCGAAGAUGUUCCUACUGCACCACUUGAUAUUUGGAGAGAAGUGAAUGAAUCUUAUGGUGACAGAAUGGUGACUCUUCACUGGAAGCCUUUAACAGCAUUCCAUGCCAAUGGAUAUAUUCAACAUUAUAAUGUUACCUGGCAGUCACUGGGAGAACUCUCCAAACCACAAUUCAUGAAUGUUUUUUCUCCAGAAAACAGCACACACAUUUCUAUUGACAGCAAGCCUUCUGUGAUCAGAGUUACUGCAUUAAACGCUGCUGGCAGUUCUCCAGAGUCAGAAAUACGAAUUCCUGCCCUCAGUAAAGAUGGCUUUGAUCAAGUACAAGAGGAAAUGACACACAAUGAAGAUGAUGGUAUAUUCAUAUCAUGGACAUCCAAUCCUAACCUUUAUCACGGAUAUGUUGUGGAAUGGUGUAAUUACCCUAGGGAAGAUUACUGUGAUCUUCAAUGGAAAAAGUUCAACUCCAGCAUCCAUCAACACAUUAUAAAAUCCAAUGCCUUUAGACCAGGUGUGAGAUAUCACUUUCAAAUAUAUGGAUCUGCUCUCGAUGGCGAACAUUUAUUAGAAAGAAAAGCCGGAUAUAUAGAAGAACUAGCACCUUCAAAUUAUCCACGUCCAAAAAUUGGCAUGGUUGAGCCAGAUAUAAUGCACCUGGAAUGGAAGGAUUAUGCAAUCAAUGACUUACAGGAAGGCUUUAUACGUGGCUACAACAUACACAUAAAACCUCCAGAAGGAAUUUGUGAACUAAAGAAAUCGGAAGCAGAUAUUGUUUCAGGUGACUCCCAACAAUGCACUUUUUUUAUUCAAGACCCUUUAAAGAAGACUUUUACUAUAAAGCAGCUUAAACCCAACACAAAAUAUGAAGUGGCAGUAGCAGCGGUCACUAAAGGUGGUGAAAGUUCCUUUGCAUUUGGUGAAGUCCUUACUCCUUCAGAUACAAAUGGGGCAAUCCUUGCAAUGGUCGUGCCUGUGGUCAUCUUUUUAAUCACAGCACUAAUGCUACUAGUGGUGGGCUGCUGGAAGAGGAAAACGUUAAAGAACUUCUUUUACCCCGAUAUACCAAGUCCCAACAAGAGCAAUAUACUUUCAUUUGAUACCAGCAAGGAUAACUCAAGAAGUAACAUGAUAAUGUUGCCCACCAGUGGUCCAACUCAAAAUAUUUAUAUUGUUAAUGUCCAGGAACCAAAAAUGCAUAAGGAAAUACAGGACGAAAAAUACAACGGAUUGGAUAUUCGAGAUUAUGAUCCAUACAGCAACGAUAAGAUCUGGAGUAGAUGUAUCAAUGAUACACAAAGUGAAUUACUUACUGACAUGCCUCACACCAAUCCUUUACAACAACAUUCGUACAGCGCGUUAAAUAAUUCCCAAGCAAUUGAUAACAUGGAGUUUUUCAACAGAAAUUAUUGCCCUACUUCGGAUGAUGUGGAUGAAACUGUUUCAAAUGUAGGAUAUAAGCCUCAAACAGAAAUUGCACAACUUGGAUUACAGUUGAAGGCUCAUCCUCGUCCCACCAUUGAUGUGCAAACUGCGGAUAUGAAUACAGAGACAUAUUUAGGAUGGAGGAAUGCAAGUUCAGAAAACCUUUAUAGUUUGGACAUUGGGGAGAUGAGCCCUUUAUCCACAGAUUCUUCUGCAUUCAUACUCAAAGACUAAGACAAUGAUACUACCAAAUACACAUCUGUUACAAAGCAUAUCUUCAUCACAGGAAGACUACUUUCGGUCGUUUCCAAAUCUAGUUAUCAUUCCUUCGAUUCAAGUUCAGGAGUGAUAAAAUAACAGAAAUGGGUCAGUGCACAUAAUAUGGCACGUAGAAUGGAAUCACUAGAACAUUGUCUACUCUAUGAUAGUACUGCUUCCUUUCCACAUUUUGGAGGACAAUGAAUAAAAUAUUCAAACAGGUUGCAUUAUCAUAGUAGGGAGCUGAGAAAAUUCACAUUUACGCCUUCAAUUUUACCUAGAAAAAAGUAAAUUGCCAGCACUCGC
Messenger RNA from Pelobates fuscus (common spadefoot toad), 3440 nucleotides. RefSeq names its product oncostatin M receptor (gene OSMR). Gene Ontology annotation, cellular component: signaling receptor complex; external side of plasma membrane; membrane. Lineage: Eukaryota; Metazoa; Chordata; Amphibia; Anura; Pelobatidae. Bases 180 to 3110 code for a protein of 976 amino acids. Gene Ontology annotation, biological process: cytokine-mediated signaling pathway; positive regulation of cell population proliferation. The transcript is spliced from 18 exons. The record is from RefSeq and is a predicted model, not a curated record. Gene Ontology annotation, molecular function: oncostatin-M receptor activity; ciliary neurotrophic factor receptor binding; cytokine binding.